AUGAAGCCCACCUCUCCCGAAACGAAGACAGAAUGUUUGUUGUGUGGGUUACAGUUCAACCAUCGUAAGUCUCUGGGAUUAUCUUAUCGCAAGGUCCUCCGAGCCCUAUUCUUCAAUCGGAACUCCAAGGUUGUUAACGAUCAUCGCUUAUCCGACAUACUAAGAACAACUGCAACAAAAAUCAAUCGCAACGGCGUAAAUCGUGUAACCAAUGCGUUGCAAACAAAUCAAAGUGCAACCUCAAACGCCCCACUUGCUCAAGAUGCUCCCUUCGCCAUAUUGCGUGUGAAUACGCGGGCUCUGGCGCGGCAGAGCCCGAGUCACCCGGAAUUGCGAGUGCCCCCCCUGGGCUUUGAACUUGAAACUAUGCCAACUUUCCAACCACAAAAUCUCUCUGCGAGAUUCGAUUCAAGCGUUUUUGAGCCCUUUUUUGGCGACUUGGGUCCCUUUUCCCCAUUCCAGCCAUCUACACUUACACUGCAAGAUCCACAGCACAUAGCAGGCCAGGAUCUUCUCCCUUACAAUGAUUAUGUCUCCUUCGCGUCCUCGGAUCUUAUCCAAACCCAAUCAAACCUACAGCUUGAGCCAAAAUCCGAGCCGAAUUCAGUUGCUUUAGCAAAUCACAGCAUGGAAUUUAUAUUUCGAGUUUGUCGAACCUGGCCUCAAAUGCUGGCUGAUGGCUUUCAAAUUCCUCCCAUUUUCCACCCCACACACCUGGCUUCGCACAUUAAUCUGCCAAGACAACUAGCAACCUGCAUCACCUUGGUCAAAAUGUGGCAUGGGCAAUGCCCAGGCGCCGAAGAAAUUGUGCGUGCCACGAUACGCCAGGAGCUCGAUCAACUUAUGGAUAAUGUGAGUACUAUCAUUUAUUGA
This is a messenger RNA of Penicillium manginii, 873 nucleotides long. RefSeq lists its product as uncharacterized. NCBI's taxonomy places the organism in Eukaryota, Fungi, Ascomycota, Eurotiomycetes, Eurotiales, Aspergillaceae. Bases 1 to 873 code for a protein of 290 amino acids. The transcript has 2 exons. The record is from RefSeq and is a predicted model, not a curated record.